Limulus polyphemus (Atlantic horseshoe crab) is the source of this 378-nucleotide messenger RNA. RefSeq names its product angiopoietin-related protein 7-like. The record is from RefSeq and is a predicted model, not a curated record. Bases 47 to 364 code for a protein of 105 amino acids. The transcript is spliced from 2 exons. Lineage: Eukaryota; Metazoa; Arthropoda; Merostomata; Xiphosura; Limulidae.
AACAGCCUAUGCUAAGUUUUCAUAUUUUGUUGUGUUGAGUGAGAGAAUGAAAUACCAGAUGUUUCUUGGCUCCUACAGUGGUGAUGCCGGUGAUUCACUUACGUACCACAACGGUUCACGUUUCUCAACAGAAGAUCAAGACAACGAUGCAAAUUCGAAAAGUUGUUCUACUGAAUAUGGUGGUGAUGGCGGAUGGUGGUUUAAUACGUGUGUCCACAGUAACUUAAACGGUGUUUACCACAAGAGUGGUAAAUCUUCAAAAUCUUGGAGAGGAAUUAGUUGGAACAAUUUUGGUGGUUCAACUGUUUCACUAAAAAGAACAACGAUGAAAAUUAGACCUUCUUAUUUUGCUAUUCCUCUUUGAAUUAGCAUUUUUUG